Amoebophrya sp. A25 is the source of this 3228-nucleotide messenger RNA. Lineage: Eukaryota; Dinophyceae; Syndiniales; Amoebophryaceae. The record is from the annotation of a GenBank genome assembly.
ACAAAACUGCGUGCGAGAUCCAACAGGUGACUACUUCCUCUUGAGAAUGCUGAAAGCGUUGCCAGAAUGCAAAGCAGGCAACAGAUCAGCAAACAAUCCUAUGACGUUCUACUCCCUCUUUCAAUUAUAGUGAAUGCAAAUUUUACUUGCUCAUUCAUUUUUUUUAUUGGUUUUAGUCAGUGUUGUUUGAUGAUCAUAAAAACUUGAUGUUGAAACUGUAGUGGUAGUCGAUCUUCCCUACAAACUGUUCAAAUUAUCUUCUGAACUUCAACAUCUCAAUCUGAAUUUCAUGACAUUUUUCACAUCUCAAUCUGAAUUUCAUGACAUUUUUCAUUGUCCUUUCUGCAGGUGGAUAAGAAUAUCUUCUCUCAUACCUUUCAAGUUGUUUCUUUUUUGGGAGAUUUGAUAGAUUGUUGUUCUUGUCCUCAUCUAUCUACAUUUAUUAUAUUUUUUGAUAUCAAACAGAAACAUCCAAGAAAAAAUGGCUGAGGUAGCACCACCAGCACAAGAGGCUGCGGCCGCAGCACCAGCCGCGGAGCCAGCCACCGAGCAACCAGGAGUCGAGAUGGAUAAUGAAAUUGCGGUAGUCACCAUCAUUAAUCUUGAAGAUUACUUGUUACACCUCCUUGUCCUUGUUCACUUGACUUCAACAUGAUCAUGAUGCACAGUAGACAAACUCUAAUACGACUCUGUCUGAUGUAUAUACUUUUUAUAAUGUAAAGAAUGAAUCCUUAUUCGGUUGAUACGCAAAAGAAAGUUGAUUGCAUCUCAACAUGAUCCUGAGAUCUUCAUGACUACUUGUCCACUUGUCGUACCUGUGAAAAGAAAGUGAAGAGGGCUAAAAAGAAAUGAAGAGGGCCGCCCCGAGUCUUGAUCGCAGUCGCAGCGCAGAAAAAAAAUUAAAAAGAGAAGACCUUGUAGUUGAGCACCGUUGUAAGCGCUAGAAAAUAACGCGACAUGCGUCUUGAUGCCCCGCCAAACGUUGCUCUUGCUUUGGUUUUUUGUCGUUGUUUUCGUUAAGUGUUUUGCCUGUUUUGGUUGUUCCGGUGUCUCUGAACAGCUGUAUUGAGUUUUUUGGUCGAUCAUGGUUGUGCCGGGAAUACGAGGUCGAGCCGACUGCGUCGGAGCAGAUCUUCGUGCAGAAGUAGUUUUCGUUCCUGGAUACCGACACUGGCAUGCUGUGAUCGGCCGACUUUGUAUGCUAGGCGACGGCACGAUGCAGAGGACACAUACCUUCUUCAACGGUGGGAGCAAUCGCCAGGGUAGCAUCUUGCACGUUGCUCUUCUUGUUUCCACCAUGAGAUUUAGGGUGUGUCCUCCUUUCGAGUACGACUAGCAUAGACAUUUUCUUUUUCAAGCUUCUUCAAUUUCUAGAACUUUCACGAAGAAAAUCUGCCAUAACAGAAGCCCUCACCUUAGACCGACUCUUGACAGUCUUCUCCUCUCCCUCGAAGCGAGCUUUAUUCCGGAAAACAGGCAGCUCCUCGCAUUGAUAGAUCGUCGACUUCAUUUUUUUCACCGGAAAAAACAAUAACAACAUCGCCGUCCCAUUCUUAUCGCCUUGCCACUGCUCAUGCGUUGCGUCUGCUCCCUAAACGGCCCUCCUUUGCGCUUUUUCACGUGAUUCUUCUUUUGAGUUGGAACAGGUAUGCACGACGUACUUCUCACAUUCAUACAAGCCAUUACCAUUUUUACGGGAGGACUAUCAAUCAAAUCAUCAAGUUCACUAGUUGUACAAGAACAACAUGGAAGUAGAUUUUUUCAUUUCCUAAACCCUAAGGGCGCCCUUCACACCACCCACCACAGGAACUCGAAGAGGAGAUGGAGUACAUGGAGAAGGAGACCAACCUAGUCAAAGACCUUUCCGAAAAAGCGGAACAGGAAAUGGGUGAGACCGAUAGACUGGAUUCUGACUCUAAAUCCGUCUAUAUUGGCAACGUUGAAUACGGAGCGACACCAGAGGAGUUGCAAGAACAUUUCAAGAGUUGUGGACAAAUCGCCAGGAUAACAAUCAUGGUGGACAAAUACACAUGCUGCCCGAAAGGUAUAAUUAUUUCUGAUAUAUUUGGUUUUGGAUCACGACUUCUUUUUAAGGGUAGGUUAAAGGUGCUUUUCUUACCGCUUUUUAUGCCUCUCCUAAGGGAGAAAGGCAUAACAAGCGGGGUAAGCGAGCACCAAAAGCCUACCUCUAAUCUUUGGAUUAUUCAAACACUUCUCUGAGUAUCAGUAUACAGCAAGUUUCUAUUCAAAAUACAUACUACUGUAAAAUCGGGCCUCCAGGUUUCGCAUACAUGGAGUUUUCAGAUCCAGAGCAUGUGAAAAACGCAGUCCUCUUGAACGACUCCCUUUUUCGCGGACGUCAAUUGAAGGUCUUAGCAAAGCGAACCAACGUUCCGGGAUACUCAAAGGGCAAAGGCAAAGCAGGCAAGCCAAAAGGAAAAGGCAAGGGGAAGAUGAAAGGAGGGUAUAGAAUUCGAUCAUCUUUAACUUCUUUAGCUGUACUAGGUUUUUUUAUUCACAAAAAUUAUUUUUUGCAUCUGUGUAAAUGCAAAGGAGUAGGUCUCACGACAAGAACUGCAGUAGGAGAAUGUCAAUGUCGUGUUUUUUAGAUCUAAAAAUCUUGUUUUACUUUCACUAUUUUCAAAAUCUCACCCAAUCCUACACCCGAUCGCCCUCCUUCAGGUACGUCGCUACUUACGCGCCCACCUGGGGCAAGGGUAAAGGCAAGGCGAAGGGCCCUUAUUACGGCUAAGAAGAUUGGAGCUUCUUUUCCUGAGAAUAUUGUUGCGUAGAAGUGCUUUUCCGCACAUGAUCAAGAAUAUAGCUGCAGAUGAAUUUCUUGUGGUAUGACUACAACUCAACAUGAUUAUGCCAAAGGAGCUUUUGGAUAUGGUUAUGCAGUGCCCCAAUUUUGUGUUGUCGUGUCUGAACAUCUUGUGAUCAUGAUCUAUUACUUUGCCGUCACCGUCAGUUCUUCUUGUCUAUGAUUUUGGCGUACUGACGCCAUAAGAACUACAAACUUCAAGGGUGGACUACAAGAAUACGACCCUUGUUUGUAAACACAUGAUUGGUAGAUGAAUUUGCAGUGCCCCAGCACAACAUCCCGCAGUCUCAACAAAUGAACAGCUGAACACAAGAACCACAUCGACUUCACGCACAUACACAACAAACUUUCGCAACAAAGAACAUCACAGCAAUUAAAUUCAAGAAAAUCAAAAUGUCAAAAAA